Molecule: messenger RNA, 1455 nt
Organism: Lathyrus oleraceus (garden pea)
Lineage: Eukaryota; Viridiplantae; Streptophyta; Magnoliopsida; Fabales; Fabaceae
Exons: 5
Coding region: 1-1455 (484 amino acids)
Source: RefSeq, a predicted model, not a curated record
AUGGGGAUGCAUUUAGAGAAAGGUGUCCGUGAGGGCAGAUUGUCUAUAGAGGAAGCGUCAACCGGUAAGAAGUACGAGGGUGGUUUCUCAAAGAGGAAGGAUGGAGAAACUAAUCUAGUGACUGUGGAGAGGCGAAGGAAGCCUUAUGUGAAGAAGAGUUCUAGAUCUCAACAUCAUCAAAUGUCUUCUGUUAUUCCAAAUCUAGUUCAGCCAAAAAUUCCUCCGCAGAUGCUUGAACCUAUGUCGUGGUGGUAUAAGCCUGAUCAGCAUUGUGCCUAUCAUCAAGGGGCACUAGGCCAUGAUAUUGAGAACUGUUAUCCGUUGAAAUAUGAGGUUCAGAGGUUGGUAAGAAGUGGGAUAGUGUCCUUUGAGGACCGUGCGCCAAAUGUUAAAGCCAAUUUGUUACCCGCCCAUGGUAACUCCAAUGUAAAUAUGGUGGAUGGUUGUCCCGGUGAGUACAAAGUUUAUGACGUCCGAUAUAUCCGAAGAUCUUUGGUAGAGGUUCACAAGACUUUAUGUCAGAUUAGUGAAUGUGAGCAUGAUCAUAAAGGUUGUAUCAUUUGUAGUGUCAAUUCACAUGGUUGCGUGAUUGUGAAGGGGGAUAUUCAAAGGUUAAUGGAUGAAGUCCCGUAUGAAUCUGAUAAAGUUAUCCCUUACAAGUAUGAUGCUACUAUGAUCAAACAUGGGCAAGAGGUUCCUCUUCCAGCAACUACUUCAGUAGUAAGAAUUGUUGAUGUUGUCAAGUCUAGUGAGUCCAAUGGUUUGAAGAGUAAGGAUGAUAAUGAUGAAGUACUCCAUCUGAUAAAGAAGAGUGAGUUUAACUUCAUGGAGCAGCUACUCCAGACGCCCUCCAAGAUUUUUGUUUUAUCUCUAUUAAUGAAUUCUGAAGCACACCGUGAGGAUUUGCAAAAAGUACUUGAGCAAGCCUAUGUUGAACAUGAUGUUACGGUUGAUCAGUUUGAUCACAUCGUUGCUAACAUUACUUCGUGCAACAAUAUGAGUUUUUUUGAUGAGGAGCUUCCAGAAGAAGGUAGGAAUCAUAAUCUGACUCUCUACAUAUCUAUGAACUGUAAGGAGGACGCCUUAUCCAACGUCUUGGUAGACACUAGUUCAUCUUUGAACGUUCUACCCAAGUCUACCUUGGCUAAGCUAUCUUAUAAAGGAGCACCUAUGAAAUAUAGUGGUGUGAUUGUGAAGGCGUUUGACGGUACUGUCACGUCAACUCUACACCAAAAGCUCAAAUUUGUCAAGAAUGAGAAGCUUGUUAUUAUUGGAGGUGAUAAGGAAAUGUUGGUGAGCCACUUAUCAUAUUUCAUGUAUGCUAAAGUCGAGGAAGUUGUUGGAACUCCGUUCCAAGCUUUGUUUGUGGCUAAUAUGAUUCAGAAGACUGGGGCAUCCAUGUUUUCUUUGAAAUAUGUGCAAGAGAUUGUUCAGGCUGGUGACACAUAUAAUUAG